AUGGCCGAGAUUACCGUCCAGCCCCGACGAUUCACCGUUAAUAUAAAAGCCACUUCCGAAUCCUGAAUCCUUGUAGAAACUUCAGGAUGUUCUCAUUCCUUUCAAUCUCGACAUUCCUUUGUCUAGCUCAGGUUAUUACGGCUCAAACGUUUGGAUUCAAUGGUCAGAUCUUCACCAGAGGUCUAGCUAUUAUUGACUCUCCUGCUCCCCAGAGCACGCUUCAUGCGGGCUCUAAUGUUGCAAUUGCGGUCGACAUAUCUGGUGAUGGGAACCUUCCAGCUAGUGCUGCCACCCCUGGAUCCAAUGACUCUACUCGCUUCGACAGCUUGGAGAUCUACCUCUUCUCGUAUCCCCAGAGUAUCAACCUCACUAUCUCAUCUGGCAGCGACAUUCUUGCACAGGAGAACAGUAGCACUGUAAAACACAUCAACUACAAUAUCAGCUCAUGUGUACCUGCUGGGCAGUACAAUCUGUCGUUUUACGAAGUCUCACACAUUAAUAAUCAGGAAUACUUCAUCAUUUCUGCCAUUCCAGUGGAAGUUCAGAAUGAUAACAAACAAGGAGGAUGUAAUAGUACAAAUGCGCUAGCCACCUUCCCUGAACCUGACAACGCACCCACUCAAAGUCCGUGGCUAAACAGUACGGCCGGUGCGACAUCUAUUGCACCGAACCUCCCAAGUCCCACCCCCACAGGCGGAGACCAGUCUGGCGCAAUGGUUGCUUGUGUCGAGGUCAUUGGGUUGAUCGCGGGCUUAAUGCCCGCUGUGUACUUCUUGCUUGGAUUUUCGACGUGAUUGAAAGCUCGGUAUCUGUUCGGAGACAUUCAUUUUCAACUUGUUGCGCAGUCAUUAUUCGUGCCUGGUUGGUAUCAUGCUGCAACAAGUCACAUCAAGACCAUUCGAAUAUGCUUCUCAGUAAGGACCAUGCUUCGUAACUGCACUUCCAUUGCGCGAGGAUCCCACUUGUGCUUUCUUCGGUUCGCAAGAAAUGGAUUUAGAUUCAGUUCCUUAGGGUCAGGCAUGUUUCGCGGAUCCUGGGAAUAGAUAUCGUCAUGAAGUCCGUAUG
Messenger RNA from Somion occarium, 1065 nucleotides. The record is from the annotation of a GenBank genome assembly. Lineage: Eukaryota; Fungi; Basidiomycota; Agaricomycetes; Polyporales; Cerrenaceae.